This is a messenger RNA of Cicer arietinum (chickpea), 2375 nucleotides long. Its product is annotated as cyclic nucleotide-gated ion channel 18. Gene Ontology annotation, cellular component: membrane. NCBI's taxonomy places the organism in Eukaryota, Viridiplantae, Streptophyta, Magnoliopsida, Fabales, Fabaceae. Gene Ontology annotation, biological process: monoatomic ion transport; transmembrane transport. The record is from RefSeq and is a predicted model, not a curated record. Gene Ontology annotation, molecular function: monoatomic ion channel activity.
GAUUCCCGCAAAUUUCUGAAGGUUAAAAAAUGGCUCCAAACACAUGAUCACCAAUCCAUAGUCCUCCUCAUCCUCCCCUUGUUGUUUAUGCAAGUUUCGUCCACAUCUGGUCAAUCAACAGUACUGUAUUGUUCUUCUUUUUGUCUCCACCAUUUAUUUCCCUUGCUCGCGGAAUCCGUUAACCCCGGAAUCCGCCAUGGAAGAUGUAUAGAAUAAUAUCCACGCCGGCGUCAAAGUUCCGCCAAUUCCGGCGACUCCGUUCUCGACCUAACAUCAAAGCGUCGAGCGACGAGGAUCACGCGUCACACAUUCUAUGGCGGUACCAGAUCCUGGACCCAGACAGCGAGUUCGUUGCUUAUUGGAACAAAGUUUUCCUUGUGACGAGUCUCCUUGCAUUAUUUAUAGACCCUUUUUACUUCUUCCUCCCCACCGUUGGUGGACCUGCUUGCUUGACUGCAGACCCCAAACUCAGCAUCUUCAUCACCAUCCUCCGCUCUUUCGCUGAUCUUUUCUAUUGCCUCCAUAUGGCCAUGAAGUUUCGUACUGCCUUCGUUGCUCCCAAUUCUAGAAUCGUCGGUCGCGGUGAACUUGUUAUGGAUCCCCGCCAAAUAGCUUUGCGUUAUUUGAAGUCCGAUUUUGUCAUUGACCUUGCUGCCACCAUUCCAUUGCCCCAGAUUGUUAUUUGGUUAGUCAUUCCAGCUAGUAGUGGCUCAAAAGCUGAUCAUGCCAACAACACUCUUGCACUUUUGGUUCUAAUUCAAUACGUACCAAGGCUCUUUCUCAUCUUUCCUUUGAACCAGCGUAUUCAGAAAACAACUGGUGUGAUAGCUAAAACUCCCUGGAUUGGUGCUGCAUACAAUCUCGUCCUCUACAUGCUAGCUAGCCAUGUUACUGGAGCAACUUGGUACCUAUCUUCAAUAGGUAGACAAUUCAAUUGCUGGAAAACACAAUGCCAGCAGGAAAAUAGAUCGCAUUCUCUUAUUUGCAUGAAUACUUUUCUGGACUGUAAUAGUUUGGAAAUCCCUGAAAGAAAAUAUUGGAUAAAUGUCACACGUGUUGUUAGCAAGUGCGAUGCAAAGAGCAAGAUCAACAUCAAAUACAAGUUUGGGAUGUUUGCUGAUGCUUUCCUCAAUGAUGUUGUCACUACUAGUUUCAAGGAAAGAUACUUCUAUUGUCUUUGGUGGGGUUUAAGAAAUUUAAGUUCCUACGGACAGAAUUUGGACACCACCACAUACCUUUUGGAGACACUUUUUUGCAUCAUCUUAUGCAUUGCUGGAUUAGUUCUCUUUUCACUUUUGAUUGGAAACAUGCAGACAUACUUGCAAUCCAUGUCAGUUAGGCUAGAAGAAUGGAGGAUUCGAAAAAGAGAUACAGAGGAGUGGAUGAGGCAUCGUCAGUUACCACAAGAUUUGCAAGCACGUGUUCGUCGCUUCGUUCAAUAUAAAUGGCUAGCAACAAGAGGAGUAAAUGAAGAGGCCAUACUACUUUCCUUACCUUUGGAUCUUCGCCGUGAAAUUCAACAUCACUUGUGUCUCUCUCUAGUGCGACGUGUCCCAUUCUUCUCACAAAUGGAUGAUCAGUUACUUGAUGCCAUAUGUGAACGACUAGUGUCAUCAUUAAGCACAGAAGGAACUUACAUAUUUAGAGAGGAUGAUCCUGUAGAUGAAAUGUUGUUUAUCAUUAGAGGGACAUUGGAGAGCUCUACAACCAAUGGAGGAAGGUUUGGAUUUUUCAAUUCAAUCACACUAAGACCUGGAGACUUCUGUGGAGAAGAAUUGUUGACAUGGGCUUUAUUACCAAACUCAACACUCAACUUACCUUCCUCUACUCGUACUGUAAAAGCUCUUACUGAAGUAGAAGCUUUUGCACUACAAGCAGAGGAUCUAAAAUUUGUGGCAAGUCAAUUUAAGCGCCUUCAUAGCAAAAAACUUCAGCAUGCUUUUAGGUAUUAUUCACAACAAUGGAGAACAUGGAGUGCUUGCUUCAUACAAGCAGCAUGGAGAAAGCAUCAGAAAAGGAAGGCAACAAGGGAGUUGUCAAUUAAAGAGGGUCUGUACUAUGUGGGGGAUCCUGAGAUUGAAGGAUCAUCAGGGAAUGUGAAAAACUUUAAUAAUCUUGGUGCCACUGUUUUGGCCUCAAAAUUUGCUGCCAAUACAAGGAGAGCGAACAAUAAGAUUCAAGAUAUUAAUCCUGUGCCGCAGUUAUUCAAACCUGAUGAACCCGAUUUCUCUUUAGACCACGAUGAUGUUUAGUGUGCACUCAACUAAUGUGUUUAACUAAUUCAAUAGGAAUUAUUUUAUGACUUGGAUGUAAAUGGUGUUGUACUUUUAUAGAUUAGUAUUCUUAAUUCUUUUACUUAAAAUAAUUGACAUUAA